Ailuropoda melanoleuca (giant panda) is the source of this 4813-nucleotide messenger RNA. RefSeq names its product BEN domain containing 3 (gene BEND3). The transcript has a single exon. Bases 927 to 3158 code for a protein of 743 amino acids. Gene Ontology annotation, molecular function: rDNA binding. The record is from RefSeq and is a predicted model, not a curated record. Gene Ontology annotation, cellular component: heterochromatin. Gene Ontology annotation, biological process: rDNA heterochromatin formation; negative regulation of transcription by RNA polymerase II. Lineage: Eukaryota; Metazoa; Chordata; Mammalia; Carnivora; Ursidae.
UGGGACUCAAGCUCUGGGGUCUUAAAAGGGGAUCUUGAGCUUGCCCUAGGAGGCCGGCAGAGUGGACUUGCCGAGCGUGCGUGCCAUCCUUGGGUGAGCGGAGGAGAUAGUCUCUGAAGUCAGUUUGGUAGAGUUUAAUUCCCUCACUGUCGUCUGUGGAGCAAGGCUGGAGAGUACAUGGCAAGUACCCUGGUAGACGCAUAGGAGACACACAAAUACGUUACAUGCAGUGGCUGCCUUAAUUAAUUAAACGGGGGUUUAAUUGUCUCCUGCAGCUCUUUGAGAGUGGCUGUUGGGCCAGCAGGAGACCGCGACUUAGAAACCUGGGGACCCCAUGAGCUCAUGCAGCCCACAGCUGCACGGGGCUCUGGGAUGUUCUGUGCCAGCCCUUUUGCAGCAGAGAUACGAGGUCACUGAAGGCAGUGGUGGAGGUGCCGCAGACCCCGUGCUGCGCUCACCGCUGUGCCCCUCUGGAGCCGCCUGGUCUCCCCGAGGCUGCAGACGGGCAGACACGCUGCUAUCUUCCGGAGCUGUUGUGGGCAGGCCUCACGAUCCCCAUCGGAGAGCAGCCAGAGGCCCAGGUCCGUGAGGUGCCAGGCCUGCAGCAGGGCCACUGCGGGGGCUUCUCCCACCCUUGUGGCCUCUCUCCCGUCCCUGGCAGGGCUGUGGCCCAGCAGGCCCUGUGCGCAGGGGUGCGGCAGCGGUGUCCUGCAGGAAGUGGGAAUAGGGAGCUGUUCGGGCGGGGGGGUGUAGGUUUGUGUCAGCUGUGCGUUCCUGGCCCGGCAGAGUGAAUCCGGGGUGAGGGAAGCCGUUGCGCACACGCUUCUGCGAGGGACCUUGGCACCACUGUGACUCAGACCCAGGUGCAGGGUAGUACAUCAGAAGAGCCUCACACUGUGUUUGUUUUCCAGGCGCUCCUAGCAGGCAUGCGGAACCGGGAGAACAGCUCGCCCUGCCAGGGCAACGGGGAGCAGGCCGGCAGGGGCAAGAACUUGGGCUCCACGUGGCCCGGCGAGGAGGAGCCCUGCAACGACGUGAGCACCCCGUCCUACAAGAAGCCUCUGUACGGCAUCUCGCACAAGAUCAUGGAGAAGAAGAACCCUCCCGCUGGUGACGUGCUCAGCACCUACGAGCUCUUCGACAAGGCCAACUCCAGCAACAGCCCCUCGCCGCUGCGGCUCCUGAACGAGCCACAGAAGCGGGACUGCGGCAGCGCCGCCGCGGCCACCGACGGCGAGCCCAACAUCUACUUCCUGAUCCAGAAGAUGUUCUACAUGCUCAACACGCUCUCUUCCAACAUGUCCCAGCUGCACAGCAAGGUGGACCUGCUCUCCCUGGAGGUGAGCCGCAUCAAGAAGCAGGUGAGCCCCACCGAGAUGGUGGCCAAGUUCCAGCCGCCCCCCGAGUACCAGCUCACGGCCGCCGAGCUCAAGCAGAUCGUGGACCAGAGCCUGUCGGGCGGCGACCUGGCCUGCCGCCUGCUGGUGCAGCUGUUCCCCGAGCUGUUCAGCGACGUGGACUUCUCUCGCGGCUGCAGCGCGUGCGGCUUUGCGGCCAAGCGGAAGCUGGAGUCGCUGCACCUGCAGCUCAUCCGCAACUACGUGGAGGUCUACUACCCCUCGGUGAAGGACACGGCCGUGUGGCAGGCCGAGUGUCUGCCCCAGCUGAACGACUUCUUCAGCCGCUUCUGGGCGCAGCGGGAGAUGGAAGACAGCCAGCCCGCCGGCCAGGUCACCGGCUUCUUUGAGGCCGAACAGGUAGACGCCAGCCACUUCCUGGACAACAAGGACCAGGAGGAGGCCCUGUCCCUGGACCGGAGCAGCACCAUCGCCUCGGACCACGUGGUGGACACGCAGGACCUCACCGAGUUCCUGGACGAGGCGUCGUCCCCGGGUGAGUUCGCCGUCUUCCUUCUCCACCGGCUCUUCCCCGAGCUCUUCGACCACCGGAAGCUGGGCGAGCAGUACAGCUGCUACGGGGACGGCGGCAAGCAGGAGCUGGACCCGCAGCGGCUGCAGAUCAUCCGUAACUACACGGAGAUCUACUUCCCCGACAUGCAGGAGGAGGAGGCCUGGCUGCAGCAGUGCGCCCAGCGCCUCAACGACGAGCUCGAGGGCCUGGCGCUGGACGGGGGCAGCGAGGGCGAGGCGGCGCGCGACGACUGCUACGACUCCUCCAGCCUGCCCGACGACAUCUCCGUGGUCAAGGUGGAAGACAGCUUCGAGGGCGAGCGGCCGGGCCGGCGGUCCAAGAAGAUCUGGCUGGUGCCCAUCGACUUCGACAAGCUGGAGAUCCCGCAGCCUGACUUCGAGGUGCCGGGCGCCGACUGCCUGCUCAGCAAGGAGCAGCUGCGCAGCAUCUACGAGAGCAGCCUGUCCAUCGGCAACUUCGCCUCGCGCCUGCUGGUGCACCUCUUCCCCGAGCUCUUCACGCACGAGAACCUGCGCAAGCAAUACAACUGCAGCGGCUCUCUGGGCAAGAAGCAGCUGGACCCGGCGCGCAUCAAGCUCAUCCGCCACUACGUGCAGCUGCUCUACCCCCGCGCCAAGAACGACCGCGUGUGGACGCUGGAGUUCGUGGGCAAGCUGGACGAGCGCUGCCGGCGCCGGGACACGGAGCAGCGGCGCUCCUACCAGCAGCAGCGCAAGGUCCACGUGCCGGGCCCCGAGUGCAGGGACCUGACGAGCUAUGCAAUCAACCCCGAGAGGUUCCGUGAGGAGUUCGAGGGGCCCCCGCUGCCCCCCGAAAGAAGCAGCAAGGACUUCUGCAAGAUCCCCCUGGACGAGCUGGUGGUUCCGUCGCCCGACUUCCCGGUGCCUUCGCCGUACCUGCUGUCGGACAAGGAGGUGCGCGAGAUCGUGCAGCAGAGCCUGUCGGUGGGCAACUUCGCCGCCCGGCUGCUGGUCAGGCUCUUCCCGGAACUCUUCACGGCCGAGAACCUGCGGCUGCAGUACAACCACUCCGGCGCGUGCAACAAGAAGCAGCUGGACCCCACGCGGCUGCGGCUCAUCCGGCACUACGUGGAAGCCGUGUACCCGGUGGAGAAGAUGGAGGAGGUGUGGCACUACGAGUGCAUUCCGAGCAUCGACGAGCGCUGCCGCCGCCCCAACAGGAAAAAAUGCGACAUCCUCAAGAAAGCCAAGAAGGUGGAGAAGUGACGGGCGCCCGGGGACUGAGCGUUCUCUCGGAGCCCGCCAUGGUAUCCACAGACACGCACCUUAGGUCGGUGGGGAGUGGCUUACUACAUUUGCACACGUCACCACCACCCAACCACAGAGAAAGCAGCCUUGCCUUUGGUCUCUCCUACCUACUCUCAUUUUUUGUCCCGUAUCCCAGGGGUGCAGCCAGAGUCCGGCAGAGCUGAGCUGUGAGAGCAGAGAGGCCUCAGGAAUAGGGCAUUCUCUCCUUGGCUGUGUCCCCCACCCCCUGCAAUUUCAAAUGCAUAUUCAGCGACUGUCUGGUUACUCUGCCCACAUUUUACAUCUUCCAUUUUUAUCCAUUUUUUUUUAAUUAAAAAGAAACCCUUUUUAAAAAAAAAAUCAUUGGGCUCUUUGGGGGCCAUUUUACUUAGAAAAACUAUCUUUUAAAUAUUUGCGAUGAAGUACUGUAAGAUGACUUCAGUUGCUGGGAUUUUUUUUUUUUUAAUAUGGUUUCAGAUUUAUGAAAUUUUUAGAAAUGCCAUGUUCCUGCAUGAUGGCUAAUAAUAGCUUCAGGUGGCGUAGAGACCAAUUUUACUGACCUUGUCUUUUACAUCUGACUUUGGAAGAGUCAAGAUGCCCCUUGGAGGGCAGUAGAGGGGACGUAGUAGUGUGACCUCCUUUCCCACCGUGGUUGCAUCCUCCUUCCGCUGUGGUGCUGGGGAAGGGGCCUGCUCACGCGACCUGGCCUGUUCGUAGUUGCUGCCAUGUCGGUAGAAUGCUGUGCUCACUCUCUGUAGACGAGAACACUGGAUGAUGAUGAGGAUGAUGAUAUGAAUGUAGAUAGACGUGGAAACACGUACACAAUGUCAUUUUGAGCUGCGUCCUUCCAUUGCCCCCUUCCCUCUCUACACAAGGAUGCUCUUUGGAGGGGCAGACACAUUUCCUUGGAAAACUGUGUGUGUGUGACUAUUUGGCUUCUGGUUUAAGGAUGGGCCCCUCUGGGCUCACCAAAGCUGUUUACUUUCCGUGUGUGUAUUUGUGCAACACCCAGGUUCUGGGAGCUGUCUGGUGGCUUCACCACACCUCAGUGUUAGCCCCUCCCAUCAGUAGCACAUCCUUGUUCCUCAGGGCAAGCCCAGGCCUCGGGCCCUCUUGGGGAUACCUGGCUUUGGAAGGUCACAGGUCAUUCAAAUGGGGUUCCCCCGUCCCUUCCCAGAGUCCACUCACCUGUCCCCUCAGACCUCCUAGAAACUCUGCUGCCCUACAUCUGGCCAGUCCCUUGGCCUCGUAGUAAGACAUCUCUUCUUUCCUCACUGGUUGGGAAGGUCUAACUGCUCCAGGCCACUGGCAUACUCUCCAGGACAUCCAAUCAGGAAAUCCCCCAGCAGAUAAAGUCCUGCAAAACAAUACUUUUACUUACCUGACGUUGGGGUCCAAAGCCCUAAGAGGGAAAGGAAACAGUGUAACCCAAACUGAGUAGACCAUACCCGAAACUUGGAAAAUGAACUGAAUCACACAGGGUGGUCCUAAAACCCUUGUGGAAUGUUGCAGAGUUAAUAACCUAGUGGCUUAAUGUUUGCCACCUUAAAAUGCAGAAAUAAUAGAAACAAUCUGAAUUUUCUUUAUGCAGCUGAUAAGGACUUCAGUUCCCGUGGCUAUAUGACAGAAUUCUG